Messenger RNA from Sesamum indicum (sesame), 2083 nucleotides. RefSeq names its product protein IWS1 homolog 1. The record is from RefSeq and is a predicted model, not a curated record. Gene Ontology annotation, biological process: brassinosteroid mediated signaling pathway; regulation of DNA-templated transcription elongation. NCBI's taxonomy places the organism in Eukaryota, Viridiplantae, Streptophyta, Magnoliopsida, Lamiales, Pedaliaceae.
UACUUCACUACUUACACUAUAAGUCCUUUGUCUACUCACUGCAGUCUGCUGCUUCAGACCGUUAAAUUCCUUCUCCUUUUUGGGUUGGUAAAUUAUCUUGAAAUUAUUUCAUAGAUUCUCUGCAUCCAUUGCCGUGUGAAUCAGCUCAAUUUUAUUUGAUUUCAUGCUAUUUUGGCAUCAAAUUUACACAUAAUCCAGCAAUUCAAGAGUACAACAACAACAACACGCGUCUAUAUAUAUGAGGCAUUUAUACAGAUGAGUACAUACCUGUAACGCAUAUACGCACAGCUUCUUCUGCUUCUGCCUCACCGGAGGGUGAUUUUCGGAAUCAAUCAUGGGUUACGAAAACGAUCCUUACCGAGAUGAAGAUGGCGAGCCAUUGAUGGAUUUCGAUGAGGAUGUCCAGUCUGACCGUGAUGAGCCUCAACAACAUCUCCUCCAUGAAGUAGAUGAUUCUCUUUAUGAAAGCCAUGAGCGAUCCCCAACUCCAGUGUAUAACGACUCAAAGGCGAAGCCCCGGAAACGACUGAUAAAAAAAUCAUCUGGUAGAGAUUCGGGUCCCGGCGAUUUUGGAUUAGAUGAUGAUGAUGGUGAUUUUGGCAGGGGUGAUGAUAUGGUGGGGUUGGUAAGAGAUGACUAUUCGGAUGGCGGAAAGAGGAAAAAAGAGAAAGGGGAGAAGAGAAAAAUUGUGGAGAAAACAAGGAAGGGGGAGAAAGGGGAGAAGAAGUUUAAGAUGAGGAAAAGUGGAGGAGGGAGAAUGAGAGAUCAUGAGGCGGAUCCUGAGAUGAAAGAGAUGUGGGACACAAUCGCGGGAGGCAAUUCUGAGGAUGACCAGGAGGGUGCUAGGACAGUGGAUGAUGAUAAUUUCAUCGAUGACAGUGGUGUGGAUCCGGCUGACAGAUAUGGAAGUGACAAUGAACAUUCUCCAAGUCGUGCUCCCCAGGCAGAAGAGGGAGAAGAGGAUGAGGAAAUUAAGGAGCUCUUCAAGGGGGGAAGGAAAAAGAAGAAAAACGAGAAAAGUGCUGCAGAAAUUGCAUUGCUGGUUGAGAAGGUCAUGGCUGAGCUAGAAGUCGUUGCAGAAGAAGAUGCUGAACUCAAUAGGCAGGGAAAACCUGCCAUUAAUAAGUUGAAGAAGCUGUCUCUCCUUACGGAUGUGCUAUCAAAGAAACAACUUCAGCAAGAGUUUCUUGAUCAUGGGGUUUUGACUCUUCUGAAGAAUUGGCUUGAACCUCUACCUGAUGGAAGCUUACCAAAUAUGAACAUCCGUGCUGCUGUUUUGAAGAUCCUGAAUGAUUUUCCAAUUGACUUGGAGCAAUAUGAUCGACGAGAACAACUAAAGAAGAGUGGCCUUGGAAAGGUCAUUAUGUUUUUUUCGAAGUCUGAUGAGGAGACUACAGCCAACCGUAAACUUGCUAAAGAGUUGGUUGAUAAAUGGAGCCGACCAAUAUUCAAUAAGAGCACAAGGUUUGAGGAUAUGAAGAACUUUGAGGAUGAAAGAGUUUUCAGGAGGCCUCCUUCUAAAAAAGUGGUGGGUAAAGGAACAACAAUGGCAUCACGAGAUGAUGACCUUGAUUUAGCUGGAUUUUCACAGGGGUCAAAAUCUGGACAGUCAUCUUCGAGGCAACAUGCAUCACGGCCGGAAGCAAUGUCGAUGGAUUUUGUGGUGCGUCCUCAAUCAAAGGUUGAUCCAGAUGAAGUUCGAGCACGGGCUAAACAGAUGGUCCAAGAUCAGCGUCGGGCGAAGAUGAACAAAAAGUUGCAGCAGCUGAAAGCACCAAAGCGAAAGCAACUACAGGCCACGAAACUGAGCGUGGAGGGUCGCGGCAUGGUGAAAUAUCUGUAAUUUGGUUGCUCCGUGAUAACUGGGAUAUAUGACAAUAUGACGCAUUCACUCUCUGAAUCAUAAUCGUUUUCAUGGGAUGAAAUGAUCACAGUAUACUAAGCCGUCAAUAUGAAUUGUGGAUUGACAGUAUCUGGUCAAUCUGGAAGCUGAUUAUAGAUUGUUGGGUUAGAACAUUAUGUAUAUUAUUUGUGUACCUUUGCUUUCUUGACUCGGAUUUUACCUAAAUUUUGGAUCUCACAA